AUGUCUGCCGCCUCCAAGAUGAUGUACAGCCUUUUCUUCUCCUUUCCCCAUUCUCAGAACUGCUCAAAGAAAGUGAAGAUGCUAAGGAGCCUAAUGAAGACAAGAACUUACUAUAGUGAAUAUGCGGUCAACUACGGUAUGACGGGAGAUAUUACGGACGCGGCAAGCGAAAGGAAUAAGCAGGGAAUAGCACGUCAGUACGAGAGACUGUACAACAACUCUUUUCGUAUUUCGAAUUCAUGGGUUCACCAGUGCUCUGCGAAAGCCACGGAACUUCUCAAUACGACAGCUAUUUGCUACGCUCCAUCGUAUUGCUGUGAUGGAGAGGGCGAAUAUAUUGUGCCCUUUGCUUGCCCGCCAGUAAAAUGGGACGAAGUCGGGAAAGCUGAACCGCCACGGCAAAUGUACCGCCAUCCGUGUGCACAGCGUAUCGCGACCAGUUACCGUAACAAAACGCUGAUUCUCACGUUAAUCAUCAUGAUUCUCACUUUGGUGGCCGUUAUCAACGCCAUACACCUGCUAGUGUGGCGAUCGCGUCUCAAGCCGUCACAGAAAACAUCGGAAUCGAUCAAGUCAACGGUGGACAGCAAUGAUCCCCUAUAG
This is a messenger RNA of Ostertagia ostertagi, 603 nucleotides long. The record is from the annotation of a GenBank genome assembly. NCBI's taxonomy places the organism in Eukaryota, Metazoa, Nematoda, Chromadorea, Rhabditida, Trichostrongylidae.